This is a messenger RNA of Anneissia japonica, 4051 nucleotides long. Its product is annotated as intracellular protein transport protein USO1-like. The record is from RefSeq and is a predicted model, not a curated record. Bases 201 to 3500 code for a protein of 1099 amino acids. The transcript is spliced from 13 exons. NCBI's taxonomy places the organism in Eukaryota, Metazoa, Echinodermata, Crinoidea, Comatulida, Comatulidae.
AAAAAGUUUCUACCACAACCGCGACGACGCGAGUACAAAGCACGGCGGAUGAGGAACUUUUGUUGUUGAUGGACGGACAUGCGAAUUGGUUUAAUCAUCACCCACUUGUUUUGUGUUGCUGAGGUGACAGUGUCACAUUUUUGUAAAUUAGCUCUGAGAUAUUUUUAAAAUAUAGCAUUAGUUUCUGCAUUCUUUACUAGAUGAAGUGCGAAUUGUGCAAAGCAGAAGUAGGUAAUGAAUUAGAACUUCAGCAGCAUUAUUUAGAUGAAUGUCCUGGCAUGACCUCAAAUCCAGGCCGCCUAACCAGAGAGCAUGGACUGGAAGAGCUGGACAUGGCCCUGCAGACUGGUUCAAGAGGUGCCUCAGAAACUAUGGUAGAUUCAGGGGAUUUUACUCAGUACAGUAGUGGUCGCAGCCUUGCAAUUGGGGGAGAAUACAAGGAGAAAGAAUCUGAUGGAAUGGCAAAUAUUGUUUUCCGUUGGUAUAAGACCAUCCCAGUGAGCAGCGAUGAAAUACACCUGCUAACGUCAUAUGGAAAGGGUGACCCGGUGGUUCUUAGCUGGGAUUCAAGAGAAGUGCACUUCGCAUCGAAACGCGUCCCGGUGCCAGUAGGCAGUCAUUCAUGUCAACUAGUGAUUGGUGAUGAUGUUCACGAGCUGUCAAAGUUCAGUGUGAAGACAGUCACCCAGGAUAUCACCCUCAUUAUCAAAUCAAAAGCUGACUCCAUAAAAAGAUUAACAAGUAUGAUGAACCCAGAGACAGCAUCCGGUGAGACUGCCGACCUUUCUCUAGAGAGUGAUGAACCUUUAAGCCAUCAUUCAAAUGGUGGGUCAGUGAGGUCAAAGGUUGGAAAAGAUCUUCGGGAUGAUUACAAGUACAUGAGGAAUGGCGAUAGGAAUGGUGAUUUCGAAUUAGCCACAUCAAAUCACAUCACAUCGAUGAAUGGUGAAUUAUCUAACCUUCAACGAGACCUGGAUGUUGGCUCAGAACAUGGAUCCCACGUUAGUCAUCGGAGCAACGACUCCCGUGGAAGCAAGCACAGUCUGCAUAGUAGAAGUGGUGCUCUCAAUUCUGUCGGUUUGCCUAGCAAUUAUCCAAGUUUAACUAGUGAUCAUGAACUCUCUGAGAUAUUUAGGACUGCCGGACGAGGAAAUUACAAGAACGACGGCAGUAGUCAAGGAACAAUUACUCCAGGUGCAUCUGACAUGGGGUCAAUAAACUCUAUUCCAUCGAGCACCCACAGUUCAAAUCAUCAGAAUUCACUGGAUUUAGACGUUGCCUUGAAGCCACGGGAAUAUCGUCGUUUUGGUGGGGGUGAUAGUCAAUCCGAGAUUGUUCGCAUGCGUCGAGAUGACCUGAAGCUUCAACAUUCACGUUCUCGACCAGUUAGUCUCCCCGAUCCCAGUAACUACAAGGACUUUCUAACUGAGGGUUUUAAUCGGGAAGAUAUGCAGAGGCAAGCGCCACAGCCGUUGUCAGUUAAGACACCAUUGAUGACAAGCCGUGCAUCAUCCAUGAGCAUUUCAAGUCGUAAUUCAUCACAUAACAGUAGUCGGGCUUCAUUAGUUUUGCCAAAUGGAGGAAUUGAGGCUGAGAGUGCAAAAGGUGAUGAGAAGAAAUUGAAAGAAAUGGAGGAGAUGGUAGAAUCUUUAAAAGCGUUGUUGAAGGAGAAGGAACGCAACAUUAAGGUACUUGAGGAUGAUUUGCAGGAUGUUCAGAAAACGAAUGAAACACUUUUGAGGGAAAGAGAGGAAGUGGUCAGGGCAUCUAAACAAAUGAAUGAAAAGCAAUUGGAUGACCAUUUACGGGACAAAGAAACCUUAACAACAGAGAUAGUGCUGCUGAAGCAGCAACUGUCAGACAAGGCCCAGACAGGACAAGAAAUGAGUUCACCGCAUUCGCUAGAAUUCAAUCCAGACCAUCCCAAGGUUCUUCAAAAGCGAAUUGCUGAUUUGGAGAGCCAACUGAGUGAUCUACAAGAAGCUAAUGAAUGCGCUGAGGCUCAGCUCCAGAAUGCUGACAAAGACCUUGAAAAAUACAAAGAAGAAAAUGCAAGCCUUAAAAUGGUGAAUGCCCUCGGGGUGGAAGAUCUCACUGCAGAAAAUGAUAAACUAAAACGUUUGGUUGCAGAACUGAAGGAGUACAAAAGACACCGUGGACAUAAUAGAGUGUUCGAGGAUGAAGUUAGUCGACUGCGUGCAGACACGCGUGUACUGCGCGAAACAAAUCAUAAGUUAGAAGAGGAGAAUAUCAAAUUACGGGAGGACUUUCUGGAUUUGCAACGCAAUCAUGAAAAUGUGAAGAUGCUUGUGAAGCAGGAAAGGAGGAGGAAAAAAUCACCCACCAAUUAUAAAUCAAAUCAAAACAAAGUUGAGGAGUAUGAACGGCAGAGGUUACUGGAUGACCUUAAGGUAGCCCAAGAGAAGGUCAACAAUGUCGUUAAUGAUCAGAGUAUCCAGCCUCGUAUUAAAGAUACUGAUUAUCUCUCGCCGAAUGUGAACAGCUCCCGGCACUAUUCUGCUGGAGAUGGGCGUGGCCUUGGGUCUCAACUAUUGCCAUCAAAAUUUUCAACUGCAGAAUUGACCGGAAAAUCACCUAAAUCACCUCAAUACGCCUGGCUUGAUGCAUUUGAUGAGAAGCAUUUAUCCCCGAGCUCAGACAUGAGUGAUUCGACGGCCAUCUUGACUGCAGGUUGGCAGGCACAUGCAGGUCUCGCUGACCACUACCUUACAGAACCAACAACUCAGGAAAUUAGCCGUUCAUCACGUAGCAGACAUAGAGAAUCAAGAAAAAGUCAUGACGCAGAUGACCUAAGCACGUCAGACUCCACGUCAGUGACAGGGAUGUUUGAGCAGAAGAGCAAUGGUACGUCCAAGUAUCAUCGCCGCAACCUUAGCAGCGACAGCUCUACUUCAUCAUUCCUUGGCGAUGCCCUCAACUACAAGUCAUUUACUGAUCCAAGAAUCAGGUCCCGAUCAUUUGAUAGAACAGCCAGGAGUAAACAGAGCAGAGGGGACAUGGUAACAGUUUCCCAUCAUACACUUCAGGACAAGAACAACUACAACGCUUCUGAUCUGACCGCCACCCACAAUGCUCGCCGCAACCGCCUUCGUAGCGUGUCGCCACCACGUAGCCAAUCUCCACCAGGAUUCCGUAGCGUAAGUCCACGUGCCGUUGCAACGCAGCACAAUAAGGGAACUAUCAGUGAUCAGAUUAGCAAAGGUUAUGUGUUGCCUCUAAGACCGUUUGCUCCACGAACUCCUCGAGACAUUGAGGUUGGCAUGAAAGUGAAAUUCUCGCGUCCGAAUGGCCGAGUCAGUCAAGGCAUGGUGAAGUACGUCGGUCAGUUACCUGGACGCCAUGACUCCUACUUAGGUGUUGAGCUGGACACAGAAGAGGGUCGCCAUGAUGGAACAUACAAUGGAGAAAGAUUUUUCAAAUGCCGAGCCAACAGAGGGGUGUUUGUGAGUUUCAAGAAGGUUAUACUUGUGUGGGCUUGAGUCAGAUACUUCUUGUUAUUCUUGUUGCCUCCUUGCCAAGUCAUCAGCCCUAGGAAUCACACCCACACACCCAGUGAAAUGAAAAUAUCCAGAUUUGUGGACUGUCACAACCCUUUAAGAUUACUGUCAUCGUUGUGACUUUACUCAAUAUACAAUAUUUGGUACCAAAAUAAAGAAUAGAUUUGUAAAUAAUAUGAUGACCAGCAAUUAUGUCAUGAAAUGUUUAAAGGCCACAAAAUAGUGUGAAUGUUUUUAAAAUCAUCAAAAUGAAAUUUUGAUGGUCCUCUGUUUGUCAAAUUGUUUGAUUGGGGGCGGGGAAGGGGAAUAUAUCAAAACUAUUAGUCAAAUAAAGGGUCAAAACAAUUUAAAACUUGGAAUUUAAUUAUGAUGUUUGUUGUUUUUACGGUAAUUGCCUUUUGAUAAUAAUUCAUAGUACAUUUUAUUAAUUGAAAUUUUUGAAAAUGAAUUUAAUUAAUUUUAUUUUUCUGAAAAAAUGAAUAUUUACUUGUAAAUAACUAUAAAAUAAUUAUGGAUGUUAUUAUUUGUAUAUU